CAGUAGGUUGUGCUGUUAUUGGAGGUAGGGGAAGCAGCUUGGAGGUCCAGGUCCAGAAUUACUCACGCUCCUUCAUAUAAAUAGAUUGAUUAGAUUAUCUGUGUUGCACGCAACUGGAGUAACAUCAAAAUGGGAGCGAUGCUUUCUUGUUGGAAGGCAAAACCUUCCACUAUAGAAGUAUUAGAAAAAAUUGACAAGGAAAUAAAUGCAUUGGAAGAAUUCAGGGAAAAAAAUCAAAGACUGCAGAAGAUCUGGAUUGGAAGACUGGUUCUGUAUUCAUCCACACUUUACAUCAUAACCUUUAUAAUUGUGUACAUGUGGUGCUUUCCAGAAGAAUGGGAUGCACGACUAACCUUGGCGCUUCCAGGAUUUUUAUUUCCCUUACUGGUGUGGUUAAUACGAAAAAUAUUGAUUUGGCUCUUUUGCAAAAGAACUGAAAGAAACAGUGAAGCUCUGGAAGGUUUAAAAGUACAAAAGAAGAAAAUUCUUGAAGAGGUCAUGGAAAAGGAGACAUACAAGAAUGCAAAGCUAAUUUUGGAGAGAUUUGAUCCAGAAUCUAAGAAAGCUACAGAACUUGAUCAGUUGACCUCUGGAAUGCCAGCUACUCCGAGACCUGGUCAAGAGCUUCGUCAGAGAUCAUCAACUCAGAAAGCUCAGGUUCCAUCCACUCCACAGAACCUCUCACAGGGAAAUCCACGACCUCUGCUGGCUCCCACGCCUAUUCAGCAUAGCACAACAGCUCCUGGUGGUCCGCCAGAAAAGACAUUACAGUCAGCUUUACACACGCCUGUUCUUGGGAGGCGGACAAUACCUCCAGCUGCCUCGAUGCCUGGAAUGGGUCUUCAUCCUCCAGGCCCACCCCUGGCAAGACCAAUCCUCCCUCGGGAUAGAGGAGCUGUUGAUCGAAUUAUUGAAUAUUUAGUUGGUGAUGGCCCGCAGAACAGAUAUGCACUUAUUUGUCAGCAGUGCUUUUCCCACAAUGGUAUGGCCUUGAAAGAAGAGUUUGAAUAUGUUGCAUUCAGAUGUGCGUAUUGCUUCUUUCUUAAUCCGGCACGGAGAACAAGACCUCAGGCUCCAAGACUUCCAGAAUUCAACUUUGAAAAAAGAACAUGUUGUGACUCUCAAAGCUCUGUUGGCUCUCAGUCUGCAGUUCAUGAUAGCCAACCUGCUAACGAACAAAAUGCAGAUGCUGAAACACAGAAUGUUGUACCUAUCGAUGAUACCAAUCAAGUUGAGAGUGGUAAAGAAGGAUCUACUUCAGUGGAGGUUGACAGACGUGAUGACAGGCAAAUAGAGCCUGAGGAACAACUAAAAGAAGAUGAAAAUGAUAUUGAAAUAACUAAAGUUGAAGAGUCUACUGAGGGAGACUGAAUGGCAAAGUGUCCUGCAACUCAGCAAGUAGCUGAAGCUUUAAUAUAUUUUCCCACAACAGCAUACUAGUUGGUAUUGCCAGAUGCUGAAUGCAAUGGGUUAACAGAUUAGGUAAAAAUUUAAAAGGUUCGACUCUUGUCAGUAUUAAAAUAACGUUACGAGUCUUUUUGUUUCUGCAGAAAAAAAAUCUAGAUUCACUGUAUGUAAUUCUUUGUGUUAAAUCUGCACAUUACCAGUAAUAUUAAAUAGCAAAGGCUGCUUUUUCAGUUGUCAGGUCACAGCGCCCUUUGGUUUUCAAACGUACGGUACAAAAUGGAUUAGAAUCCAAUUGCUAUUUAAAAUGGGUUGACCAUUUCACCCUAUUUCACUUGAAAUGAGAUUUACUUGGACAGAGGUCUUUUUUUUUAUAUUUUAAAGACUAUUUAAUUUAUAAUGCUUUAAAGUCUUGAAAGGUUUAAGCUGGAUUAGGAAAAAAGAUAAUUUAAUGGAAAAUACAUUUACUUGUCUGUCGGUGUAUAAGACUUGAUGUUUACAUUCAGAAAUUAAAAUCUAGCUUUUUAUAUUUUUAAACCUGGAACCUUUGGUUGUAGGGUUACCCAGUCCUUUGUAUAUUUAAUAUUUAAAAACUGUUCACUUGGAUAAUGUGUUUUCUUUGUCUGUGGAUGAUGAAUUCACAUGCUGUUGUAGAGGAGGUACAUUGCAGAUUUUUCUACUAAGUUUAUAUGAAAAGCUAUUGUGUUACAGGGACAAAAUAAUGAUCCAGGGAUUAUCCCCGGUGUUGUACGAUGUGCAUGUGCGCUUUAGAAAUUUUGAAAGUUAAAUAAAUUGUAAUUACCAUGUUUGCAUCUACUAAGUGCUUUAAACUAUUUAAAUUAUACUUUACCCCAUAUAAAAAUCAAAUUCAUAAUGCCUCAAAAGAGAUCCUGUGUUUUUGAUGUACUUAUUUAGUUGAUGCUAAAAUACCAUGCUCAUAACCACAAAAGGAUAAUUUUUAAAUAUUAUUCCACCUCAGUCAAAUAAUGAAUUUUAUUCCUCAAAUCUGAAAUUCCAGCUUGCCACUUAGUAUAUUGUGUGAAUGACCACUGCUCACACUGAUGUAUAUUUAGUUUCUGAUAACGUAGUAUCUCUAGAAUAAAUUUUAAAAAUAAGUGCUUCAUUAAAGCUAUGCUUCAAUUCAGUGAUUGACUGACUAUUGGGAUCUGCACUAGUAUGUUCAGAUUUUAAUCCCAGUUUUGAUGUGCAUGCAUUUCAGGUUUCAUGUACAACAAAUGUUAUUUUGUUGUUUAAUGAUAAGGUUGUGAGGAAAAUAAUAUAUUUACAUCUUGUGUAAUAAUGUGUCCAUGAAAUUGCCAUUGGGCCAAGCCAUGCAGCAGUUGAGUGUUCAGGAUGUACAAGACUUUUUUUUUGAGGAGCAAGGUGCAAGAUUCAUGUAUUUAUUGCAGGAUGUUUCAAACCUAUGUCUAGGAGGCUAAGAUAAAGUGUGUACAAUUAACAGGAUAUGAUCAAGGCUAUCUUGUAUACCAUUUAAAAGUUGUGAUAUUGGGUAAUAAUAAUUUGCCGCAGAGAGACUUCUAUAAUAAACUAUUUUCUGUG
This is a messenger RNA of Hemiscyllium ocellatum (epaulette shark), 2964 nucleotides long. Its product is annotated as endoplasmic reticulum junction formation protein lunapark-like. The transcript is spliced from 13 exons. The record is from RefSeq and is a predicted model, not a curated record. Bases 130 to 1371 code for a protein of 413 amino acids. NCBI's taxonomy places the organism in Eukaryota, Metazoa, Chordata, Chondrichthyes, Orectolobiformes, Hemiscylliidae. Gene Ontology annotation, biological process: endoplasmic reticulum tubular network organization. Gene Ontology annotation, cellular component: endoplasmic reticulum tubular network.